This is a messenger RNA of Prunus armeniaca (apricot), 312 nucleotides long. Lineage: Eukaryota; Viridiplantae; Streptophyta; Magnoliopsida; Rosales; Rosaceae. The record is from the annotation of a GenBank genome assembly.
AUGCAGCUUCUGUCUUGCUUAAAUCUGAGUAACAACAAGCUCGGUAGUUUAACUGCUCUGGGGCCGUUGAGACUGUUGAAGUCACUAGAAGUGUUGGAUAUCUCAUACAAUGAGAUAGGCUCACACACUACUGACACGACAAGGUAUCUAUGUUCUACACCUCUUUCCCAUAGAGAAGAAAGUAGAUGGAACAGUGACGAAAUUGUGACUGAGGGUGCCAGUGUGAAAGAUAAUUGGGAAGCUGUUCUGAUAUUUAAAAGCUUGAGCUUGACACAAUAUUUUAGCCAUUGUGGGAAAUGCAAUUUCUGGUGA